Messenger RNA from Amaranthus tricolor (Joseph's coat), 4142 nucleotides. Its product is annotated as putative calcium-transporting ATPase 11, plasma membrane-type. Gene Ontology annotation, cellular component: intracellular membrane-bounded organelle; membrane. Bases 275 to 3346 code for a protein of 1023 amino acids. The record is from RefSeq and is a predicted model, not a curated record. The transcript is spliced from 7 exons. Gene Ontology annotation, molecular function: ATP hydrolysis activity; P-type calcium transporter activity; calmodulin binding. NCBI's taxonomy places the organism in Eukaryota, Viridiplantae, Streptophyta, Magnoliopsida, Caryophyllales, Amaranthaceae. Gene Ontology annotation, biological process: calcium ion transmembrane transport.
CAUAUUAAAAAAAGUACAAUAAAUAUGAUGGUAUAAAUUGAGAGUAUAAAUGAUAUGAAUAUAUGAUAUGGUAGAGUGAAACUGAAACCCCAUUCCCGUUUGUCCAUUUCUCCUCCAAAUUCCAUUUCAUCGACUGACGCACACAAUACUGAGUAUACGAUAACGAUUCAAGCAGCGAAAAACUGAAAGCCGCCAUUAAAACAGAGCUCUAAAGCUCUUAACCUAACUCUUUUUCCAUCUUUUCAAAGAAUAAAUUAUUCUAUAAUAAGCUUUAAUGGAGGAGAAGCUGUUAAAGGAUUUCAAUUUGCCGCCGAAUCCGCCGGAAGAAGCUCUAUUACGAUGGAGGAAUGCCGUCGGAUUACUCAUUCGUAAUCGCCGCCGUCGAUUCCGCUAUGUUGCUGAUCUUAAAAAACGCUCUCAAGCUGCAAAAACUAUUCAGGAUUUACGUGUUGCAUUGAUGGUACAUAAAGCAGCAAUUUGUUUUAGUGAAGCUGGUAGGAUUGAACAUAAGCUUUCAAAGGAAACUCAAGAAGCAGGUUUUGGUAUUGAAGCUGAUGAAUUGGCAUCAAUUGUUCGUGGCCAUGAUAUAAAAGGCUUAAAUACGCAUGGAGGCAUAGAAGGAAUCCUGGGAAAAGUAUCCACGCAACUCGCAGAUGGGAUCCCAUCAAGUGAUUUGUCUCGAAGACAAAAAAUCUAUGGAGUCAACAGAUAUACAGAGAAGCCUCCUAGAGGAUUUUGGACGUUUGUCUGGGAAGCAUUACAAGACUUGACGUUAAUAAUUCUAAUGGUGUGUGCUGUAGUUUCAGUAGGAAUAGGAAUUGCUACAGAAGGUCUGCCAAGCGGCAUGUAUGAUGGGUUGGGAAUUUUACUAAGUAUAUUUUUGGUUGUCAUGGUAACAGCUGUAAGUGACUAUAAACAGUCAUUGCAAUUUAUAGAUCUGGACAAAGAGAAAAAAAAGGUUUUUGUUCAGGUGACAAGGGAUGGCUAUAGACAAAAAGUAUCCAUAUAUGAUUUAGUAGUUGGAGAUAUCGUAAAUUUGUCUACAGGAGAUAUAGUUCCUGCUGAUGGCAUAUUUGUGUCUGGUUAUAACUUGUUGAUUGAUGAGUCGAGCCUAACAGGGGAGAGUGAGCCACUUCAUAUAGAUCAUGAAAGGCCAUUUCUUCUAGCUGGAACGAAAGUACAGGACGGAUCAGCUAUAAUGCUCGUAGCUGCUGUUGGUAUGAAGACUGAAUGGGGUAAAUUGAUGGAGACCCUGAAUGAGGGGGGGCAUGAUGAGACUCCUUUGCAGGUGAAGCUAAAUGGAGUUGCUACUAUUAUUGGAAAAAUCGGACUAGUGUUUGCAGUACUAACAUUUUUAGUGUUAGCAAUUAGAUUUUUGGUUGAUAAAGCAGUUCAUCAUGAGUUUACGCACUGGUCUUCAGAAGAUGCAUUGAAGUUCUUAGACUACUUUGCCACUGCUGUAACAAUAAUUGUAGUCGCUGUGCCUGAGGGACUUCCAUUAGCAGUAACACUAAGUCUUGCCUUUGCAAUGAAGAAACUGAUGAAUGACAAGGCACUGGUAAGGAAUCUUUCUGCUUGUGAAACUAUGGGUUCUGCCUCUUCUAUCUGCACUGAUAAGACUGGGACACUUACUACGAACCAUAUGAUAGUUCACAAGAUUUGGGUAUCUGGCAAAAAUAUAGAGUUGAAAGGAAAAUAUUUGAAAUCAGAAGUGUCUGAGAGUACUUUGACCAUCCUUUUACAAGUAAUCUUCUUAAAUACUAGUGCUGAAGUGGUGAAGGAUCAAGAUGGAAAGACUUCCAUUUUAGGACAGCCAACGGAAUCAGCAUUGCUUGAACUUGGAUUGCUCCUGGAGAAUGAUUUUAGCGACUUCCGCCAGCGAUACCAGAUCCAAAAUGUGGAGCCUUUCAAUUCUGUUAGAAAGAAAAUGUCUGUUCUUGUGGCUUUACCAGAAGAUGGAAAGCGAGCCUUUUGCAAGGGUGCAUCAGAAAUAGUUUUAGGCUUGUGCAAUAGAAUGAUUGAUUGCAAUGACAAUACUGUUGAUCUUUCUGAAGAGCACUUGAUAUCUAUAUCUAAUGUCAUUGAUGGUUUUGCCAAUGAAGCUUUAAGAACUUUGUGCUUGGCUUUCAGAGACUUGGAUAAUGGAUAUGAUGAAAAUAGAAUUCCUGAAAACGGCUAUACAUUAGUGGCAGUUGUCGGAAUCAAGGAUCCAGUUCGUCCUGGGGUCACAGAUGCAGUUCAGACUUGUUUAGCUGCUGGAAUCAACGUGCGUAUGGUCACAGGUGAUAACAUUAAUACAGCCAAGGCCAUAGCUAGAGAGUGUGGAAUACUGACUGAUGGCCUUGCCAUAGAAGGAUCAGAGAUUCGUAGUAAAACUCCAGAAGAGAUGAAAGGCAGCAUUUCAAGAAUCCAGGUUAUGGCUCGAUCUCUGCCAUCAGACAAGCACAUAGUUGUGAGGAACCUGAGAACACUUGGAGAAGUGGUUGCUGUAACCGGUGAUGGGACCAAUGAUGCACCUGCCUUGCAUGAGUCUGAUAUAGGACUUGCUAUGGGAAUUGCAGGAACAGAGGUUGCAAAGGAAAGUGCAGACAUUAUAAUCAUGGAUGAUAAUUUCACCACCAUUGUGAAUGUAGUCAAAUGGGGGAGAGCUGUUUACGUGAACAUUCAAAAGUUUGUACAGUUCCAAUUGACUGUCAACAUCGUUGCACUAAUGAUCAAUUUUGUUUCUGCCUGCGUUGCUGGAUCUGCUCCAUUGACGGCUGUGCAGUUGUUGUGGGUUAACAUGAUUAUGGAUACGCUUGGUGCCUUAGCCCUGGCUACAGAACCACCUACUGAUGAGCUCAUGAAAAGAACUCCUGUUAAGAGAAAUGCUAAUUUUAUCAGCAAGCCAAUGUGGAGAAAUAUCCUUGGCCACAGUGCAUAUCAGUUCACUGUCCUCGCUGUUCUGACCUUUGAUGGAAAGCGGAUACUUGGACUUAAUGGCUCAGAUAGUCAGGCUGUUCUGAAUACAGUUAUAUUCAACUCUUUUGUGUUCUGCCAGGUGUUCAACGAAAUCAACAGUCGUCAAAUAGAGAAAAUAAAUGUGUUCCACGGCAUGCUCAGCAGCUGGAUAUUCAUUGGCGUGGUGGCUUCCACUGUUGCAUUUCAAGCAGUAAUAGUCGAGUUUUUUGGUACUUUUGCAAGUACUGUACCCUUAAGCUGGCAGCUUUGGUUGAUCAGCAUUCUGAUCGGAGCAAUUGGCGUGCCUCUUGCUGUCAUCCUGAAGUGCAUUCCUGUUGAGCGAAGUACUUCUCUACAACAACACAAUGGGUAUGAUGCCCUGCCUAGUGGUCCAAACCAGGUCUAAAAAUAUUCUGAUGGUGCCAACUCCGAUCUGAAACUUCAGUUUUGCCAAGAAAUCUGUGAGCCAGAAUACUGCCUGAAGUAUCCUCGAAAGUUGCUUCAAUUCCACAUAUUUUCUCGUACGGAUUAACACUCUCACCAAUAACUCAGGUGCUGAUCAUUUUAUAAAAUCGUCUUCAUAAAUACACUGCCAUGAGAGACUCAUGAAAUGAGUUCUUUCAUUUAUCAAUAUAAUUAAUGACUCAACUUUAUAGCACUUCUGAUAUUGGUGUGAGUACAUCAGUACGUGAAAAAAUGUGGAAUGGAAGCAACUUUCGAGGAUAUUUGAAGCAGUUUCUGGGUCAUUUCUUUCUUGGCGAAACGAAGUUAUACAUGAUCCUUGUUGUCUAAUAAGAGUUGGUGCCGCUACAGCCAUUAACGAAAACUGGCAAGGCCAGAAUGCGUUCGUUCCUUCUAACUCUGAGAAACCACCAGGUAAAAACUUAAAUGCGGAUUCUGACACUAAUAAUCUCUUCUAUGUUGCCAUUAAUGCAAGUUUUUGCUAACUGCUGAUCACUUUAGUAUAGACAAAUAAUUAGGUGCAAUGAGUUCAAGCUUGUAUUUGCAAAAACAAUAUGAUUUGGUUAAAUGUUUUUAACAUAUCUUGUUUAGAUAAUUUUAUCUACGUCUUGUUAUAUGAGAUUGCAUCAUUUUUUUGUCGAAGUUAAGAAUAUUGGGUACGAUGAUGAUGAUAUACAUGCAUGUUUGAGAUAUUACAUAAUUACAAUAAAAAAAUGAAGCUUUUUGUUGAUAUGGAGUUA